Messenger RNA from Olea europaea var. sylvestris, 1587 nucleotides. Its product is annotated as anthranilate phosphoribosyltransferase, chloroplastic-like. Gene Ontology annotation, cellular component: cytosol. Gene Ontology annotation, biological process: L-tryptophan biosynthetic process. The transcript has 10 exons. The record is from RefSeq and is a predicted model, not a curated record. Lineage: Eukaryota; Viridiplantae; Streptophyta; Magnoliopsida; Lamiales; Oleaceae. Gene Ontology annotation, molecular function: anthranilate phosphoribosyltransferase activity. The coding region runs from base 209 to 1474 and encodes 421 amino acids.
AAAAUUUGUCAGAAGCAGUCAUCACAAACAAUUAUCACGUUCUGGGAAGGAUCUGAAGCAAGCUUCCAAAUUCAGAAACCCUAAUUAAUGCUACCAAAUCGCUGCAUUCAUCAAUUUCUACACCAUUGACAUCUACCUAACCUGUGUUUGGUGCGCGCACACUUUUCACCACAUUAAUUCCAACAUUAGAGAACUGGGCCAAAUAUAAAUGCAUUUGCAGCAUCUGAAUUGGGUACCCUGCAAAAUGGCUGUUGCUCACCAAUAUCUUAAUUUUUUCCCACCUCAGAUUCGCUCUUCAUCAUUUAAUCGCCAACUUGUAUCGAGGAAUAUAAAAAAUUCAUUCCUUUAUUCGCCAGUUAAUAUUAAUUGCUCAGUGUUUGUACCUUCUGCUUUGGCCAAUUCAAAUAAUCACGCACCCGUGUCAUCUUUUAGUCAGUUGAUAGAGGGUUUGAUAAGUGGGGUGGACUUAUCGGAAGCUGAAGCAGAGGCUUCUCUCGAUUUCUUGCUGAAUGGUGCUGAUGAAGCUUUGAUUAGUGCCUUUCUUGUGUUGUUGAGAGCUAAGGGAGAAACUUAUGAAGAAUGUGUUACUAUCAAGCAGGUGGUUGGACUGGCUAGGGCGAUGAUAAAACAUUGUACCAAAGUGACAGGAUUGAAUGAUGCAGUUGACAUUGUUGGAACGGGUGGUGAUGGUGCAAACACGGUGAACAUAUCGACCGGAGCUUCGAUACUUGCUGCAGCUUGUGGUGCAAAAAUUGCUAAGCAAGGGAAUCGGUCAAGCUCGUCUGCUUGUGGAAGUGCUGACGUACUGGAAGCAUUGGGGGUCGCAAUCGACUUGGACCCAGAGGGGGUAUCGAGAUGUGUGAUUGAAACUGGGAUUGGUUUCAUGAUGGCUCCUAUGUAUCACCCGGCAAUGAAAAUCGUUAGACCUAUCAGGAAAAAGCUGAAAGUAAAGACUGUAUUCAAUAUCUUGGGCCCAAUGUUAAAUCCUGCAGGAGUUCCUUUUGCCGUAGUUGGGGUAUACGAAGAAAAUCUAGUUCAUAAGAUGGCAAAAGCACUUCAACGGUUUGGUAUGAAGCGAGCAUUAAUUGUUCACUCUGAGGGCCUUGAUGAGAUCAGUCCCCUUGGUCCUGGACUAGUCCUUGAUGUUACCCCAGAAAAGAUAGAAAAGUUCUCAUUUGAUCCAUUGGAUUUUGGGAUCCCUCGCUGCUCUAUAGACGAUCUGAGAGGCGGAGAUCCAGAAUACAAUGCAAAUGUACUAAAUCGUGUGCUAUCAGGAGAAAAGGGGUCCAUAGCUGAUGCGUUGGUGCUAAAUGCAGCAGCAGCUCUCUUGGUCAGUGGACAUGUAACCAAUCUAGCCGAUGGAGUGGAAGUGGCUCGUGAAACACAUCUAUCCGGGAAAGCUACCAAGACCCUUGAUCUAUGGAAAAAAUUCUCCAAUAUAGUGAAAGAAGAUGCAUUGAGGGCGACCCUGUAAGGACAUAACUUUUAGUGUGUGUUUGAACCACAUUAUUUUUAACGAAUGUAUUUUGAAAUAAUAGAUUGAUGGAGUGCAUGGUUAUAAAAUAAGGAAAAAUUUUGAAUUUAUGU